AGAUAGGGAAAAAGAUGAAGAAUUAGAAUUAAAUAAAAAUGAAAACAAGAAAAAAUUUAAAAAUGAUGAUAAACAAAAAAAUAGAGAAAAUAUUAUUAAUUAACGAUCCGUUUAAAAUCGGCACGGUUUUACGAUCAUUUUAUAAUAAAUUGCGGGGUUAAUAACGAUAAUAAAAAAAAGCCAUUUUUAAAUCUAACGCGUGUAACAAAAUUCCACCCCACUACAUAAUGAAAACACACUACCCAGUAAUUAUUUCUCUUGUUUCGCCAGGAAUACUUGUUGAGAGACUUCAUUAUGGCCCAUAUUCACACUAUUGGUGGCAACUUUCACCUCUUUUACCUGCUGAAUCUAAAAAAGAUGAGAAAAAUACAUAUUUUCCCAUUCGUGUGAACCAAAAAACCAAGGCAACUCUUAACAACCAUGAAUUUACUACAACAAUAGUUGUUGGCAACAAAGAUAACAAUAAUUUUUUACCAGGUUAUGUGUGUCAAUGUGAAGCUAUUGUAGAAAUUGCAAAUGAUCCAACUACUGCUAUUUCUGAAGUUUAUUCUAAAGUUUUUGCAACAGAAACACGCUAUUCUGGUCUAUUAAUUAUGGGAUGGAACAAUGAAAAUAUAAUAAAAGAACUGUGUGAUGAUGUUUCUUUUAUUUCUCAAUCGUUUUUACUUGACAAAAUCAAAAUAUUUGUUUAUGGAACGGGAUAUUCAUCACACACAGAUUGGUUUCAUGCUGGACCAGGAUAUAAAUCUUCUCUUCUUUAUAAAUUCAAUGAAAAUAAACAGGCAUUAUUUGUUUCCAAAAUUGAAGAAGACUUUUCGUGUAUUCUCAAAAUUUAUCAAGAUCAAAUACUCAAAAGUACAAUUAAAGGCAAAAAUCCAAUUGAUGUAUGGAAAACUUUGGGUUUGAUAAAAAAAUUCAAUGGAAAUCAACUUUUUGGCGUUGAAAAUUAUGUAAUACAGUCUCUAAAUAAAAAGCAAAAAGUGCUAACUUGUUCACCUCAAGAAUGGAAAAAUCCCUCUAUUAUGGAAUCACUUUUUGAUUUUCACCUAAAACGAAGAACAACAAUUAUGUAUACUGAAAAUUAUAAAUUCAAUAUACGAGAAUUGAGAGCAUGGAAUGCUUUUCUUCAUGCAGUUGGCGCUCAUAAUGUAACUCCUUGGUCAAAUGAUGAUGAAUGUCAGUUUCAAUUUUGGUCAAAAUCCAGCCAUCCAGAAUAA
Molecule: messenger RNA, 1217 nt
Organism: Rhizophagus irregularis DAOM 181602=DAOM 197198
Lineage: Eukaryota; Fungi; Glomeromycota; Glomeromycetes; Glomerales; Glomeraceae
Source: RefSeq, a predicted model, not a curated record